This is a messenger RNA of Myotis myotis, 2024 nucleotides long. RefSeq names its product hemogen (gene HEMGN). The coding region runs from base 308 to 1612 and encodes 434 amino acids. Gene Ontology annotation, biological process: regulation of osteoblast differentiation; cell differentiation. Lineage: Eukaryota; Metazoa; Chordata; Mammalia; Chiroptera; Vespertilionidae. The record is from RefSeq and is a predicted model, not a curated record. The transcript has 4 exons. Gene Ontology annotation, cellular component: nucleoplasm.
CAAGUGGCUCCUGUACCAGAGGCUGUGCCACGCCAGGCUGGGGCCGUGGGCUCCUGUAUAACUAGUAACUGUGCUAGAGGGUGGGGACAGAGCAGCAGCCAUGACCCCUACUCACACCUGUGCACUGUGAUAAAGAAAGUAGAAGUAGCCAGCAGCUGUGGUCCAACCAGAUAAAACUUUUAGGCGGGAAGUCAAGUGAAAAGUGAGUUUGUGUGUGUGUGUGUGUAAGCUGUUAAUUGCUUUUGAAAUUUUUUAAAAAGGCAGCUUGAGGAAGUCGGACCACAUAGCAGGAAGGUAUUGCAGCAAGAUGGAUUUGGGAAAGAACCAAUCUCGUUUGACACUGCAUCAGACACCUGAUUCUCACCAAGAAAACUACAUUCCAGAAGUGAUUGGAAGUUGGAGUUUGCGAAACAGAGAGCAGCUCAGGAAAAGAAAAGCUGAAGCACAAGAAAAGCAAACUUCACAAUGGCAAUUUGGAGAGAAAAAAUACAAGCGGCAGAGAACAGGAAAAGGAAACCAAAGGGGCAGAAAGAACAAACAAAAUACAGAACUGAAGGUGGAGCCUCAGUCACAAUUAGAAAAGGAAAUGAUGGAGAAUGCACUGACACCUACAGAGAAAGAAAACGAAUCACCUAGGAGUGUAACUGAAGCUCUCCCUUCAGUAGCCUCCCCACAGAGAAUUGAACCUGAGAAAACAUUUUCUGCAAUAGGUCAAGAAAGCAUUAUAUGUCAGGAAAAUUCUUCUCAGUACCAAGAAACAACAGUUCAAAACCACCCUUCUGAAAUAGGCCAAGAUAUGGCUGAACCUGAAGACCUCUCUCCUAAAAUGUGCCAAGAAAUCUCUGUAAUUCAAGGCCCUUCUUCCAGAAUGUGCCAUGAUAUGGCUGAACCUGAAGACCUCUCUCCUACCAUGUGCCAAGAAACGUCUGUAGUCAAAGCCCUUCCUUCUAAAACCCAUGAAGACAUAGCUGGCAUGGAAGGAUGCGCUCUUGAAGCAUACCCCAAACCAGAUGUGCCUAAAGGCUACACUCUUGAAACAUACCAAAAAAGAGCUGAACCCAAGGAAGACAGUACUGAACCAGGUCAAGGAAUAGCUGGGACUGAAAACUUUCCUCCUAAAAUACAACAAGAAAUAGCUGUGCCUAAAGACCUUUCUACAAAAGCAUACCAAGAAACAGCUGAACCUGAACACAUUUCUCAUAAAGCAUACGAAGGAAAUUCUGUGCCCAAAGCCCUCUCUUAUAAGACAACCCAAGAAACACCUGCUCAUGAGGAAUGUCCGUCUGAAAUACACAUUUACCAAAACACACCUGAGCCUGAAGAUUGUGCACCUGAAAUAUACCAAGAAAAACAAGGGCCUGAAGACCUCUCUACUAAGCCAUACGAAAAUAAGAAUGUGCCUACAGAAUGCUUUCCUGAGCCAGACCAAGAAGCAGAUGGGCCCCAAGGCCAGGAUCCUAAAGCACACCAGGAAGAUGCUAAGGCUGUUCAUACUUCUUCUCAAGAAAUGAAAGAAAAACCCAAAGCACAAGAACCAGAGACACCAGCAAUUCCAAACGUUCCUCAAGAGAUUCACCCAGAAAAUGACGUCUAUAGUUAUGUUUUGUUUUAACAAUGCUCAAUCAUAACAAUUGUGCAACAAAAUACACAUCUUAUUACAUGUGACUUUUCUCAAAAUAUUGUAGCAAUCUCUACAAUAUUCAUUCAUAUUUUAAUAGUGUGUUCUUUUUCCAUGUAUAGAUCAUAUCUGAAAGAGAGAACUAAUGUGUUUUCCAGGCUAUACUACAUAGACAACAACCUACAGUGUGUGUGUGCGCAUGUGUGUGUGUAUGUAUAUGUAUAUUGGGGUGAGGAUAGUGGUGGGGAAAGACGAAAAUGAGAAAGGGGAGGGCUGAAUAAUUAACUUUCCCCUAAUAUUUUUUAUUAUUUUUUAAUUUACACCUGUGGAUAUUUUUUCAUUGAUUUUCAGAGAGAGAGUGGAAGGGAGGAGGAGAGAUAGAGGGAGAAAAACAUCGAUGUAAGAG